AUGGCCGCCCAAAGCGCCGCCAUGCCAGGCGACAGCGUGUCCUUUGAAGCGCUGCUGGAGAAGCAGUGGCCGGCGACGGCGCCGACGCCCGCGGGCCGCCACGUGCCCAAGAAGCCCUUCCUCAAGAAAGGAGCGCGCGGCUGGUGGAAGGACAACAUCCCGGCCAAGAGGAAACCAUACGUCUUGACGAGCGAAGGCCACGAGCUCUCGGCGCCAGCUGCGUCUGCUCCGCGUCCAAGCGCCCCAAGCAAGGCGGACGCGAGAAGCCGCCUCGACACGUCGGUGCGGUCCGAGCCAUCCAUGGACCUCAUGCAAUCGUACGACUGGAAGAUGCAGCAGGAUGCAGACGACCUCGAAGAGUUCGAGUACCUCGAGCAAGCGAUGCUCGCGCAGUCGAGCCCGGCGAAGGAUUCGUUUCUUGACGACUACGAAGAUGGCCGCUUGGCGCCGGAGCUCCUGCCGCGCCAGGACCAAGACGACGCGCCUGCGUGGGAGAAGGCGCUGUACGGCUCCGAGGACAAUGCAGACGAGUCGCUGCUGUUUGACGAGUGGCGCAAAGGCAUCCUCAAGAGCGACGAGCCAGAACUCCAUUUUUCCUCUGUCCACCUGCCUGCGCCCGACGAGAACGACCAGGCCUUGCACUAUGGCAGCCUCGACAUGAGCGAGCUCAGCGUCGCCGACUCGGAGCCGUGGGACGUCGACAUCUCUCGUCCUGGCGAUAUUAUUGAUGUCAAUCACACGCAGGAGGACGCUCCUGCCCCACCGGCAUCGCCGCCCGCGCCGUCCCUCGUCCAGCAACUCUUUCAAAAGCCUCCGCCCGCUGUCGCGAGCAAGCCAGCGCCUCCAUCGUCGUCGCUGCAGACGCUCAAGCUCAAGCUGCAGCAAAAGGCCACCGUGGUGCCCAAACCAAAGCCAGCGAAGGCCAUGGCGGCGCCAAAGAAGAAGGCAGAGCCAACGCCGCCCCGCACACCGACAUCGAAAUCGAUCAUUCCGUCCGUCAUUGAUGACAAGCUCCACGAGCUCGAAAACGAGGUCAAGCACUACAAACAAGAGACGCUCAAGCUCCAAAAGCGACGCGAAGCUCUCGAAGCCGACCAGCGCAAGCUCGAUGUCGCGAGGUAG
This is a messenger RNA of Saprolegnia parasitica CBS 223.65, 1122 nucleotides long. RefSeq lists its product as hypothetical. NCBI's taxonomy places the organism in Eukaryota, Oomycota, Saprolegniomycetes, Saprolegniales, Saprolegniaceae. The record is from RefSeq and is a predicted model, not a curated record. Bases 1 to 1122 code for a protein of 373 amino acids. The transcript has 3 exons.